Molecule: messenger RNA, 5878 nt
Organism: Pararge aegeria (speckled wood butterfly)
Lineage: Eukaryota; Metazoa; Arthropoda; Insecta; Lepidoptera; Nymphalidae
Gene: LBR
Product: delta(14)-sterol reductase TM7SF2
Exons: 4
Coding region: 255-2294 (679 amino acids)
Biological process (GO): sterol biosynthetic process
Cellular component (GO): nuclear inner membrane; endoplasmic reticulum membrane
Molecular function (GO): oxidoreductase activity, acting on the CH-CH group of donors, NAD or NADP as acceptor
Source: RefSeq, a predicted model, not a curated record
GACCACUCGCGACGGCGGCGUUCGUUUUUCUUGUUGAAUGAGUUGAUUGUUGUGAAUUAUUUACAUUAAAAAUUCCGAUAUUUUGAUUUAAUUGCAUUUUGAGUUCAGUGCAUUGUGCGCAUUUAUAUCUAUUAUUUAAUGCAAUGACAUCCGAUAAGUUAUUUUUUUAGUGGGAAAUCUUUGCGUGUGGUGAUGAGUUAAUUAUAGCAAAUAAUAGCUAUUAAAAGUUGAUUAACUGGUUGUGUGGUGUAAUCAUGAUGGAAACAAGAAGCGGUCGGACGCGGCAGAGUAUAGUUGAACCGAGUCCACCGAGGACACGAAAAGGAAUAUCCCCAACUCGGUCUCCCGCCAGAAACCGAAAGAGCUCGCCUGCGGCACGUUCGACUCAAAAGUCACCCGCUCGCAAAUCACCUAGUAGGAAGCCUGCGCCGAAAUAUCCUGCGCGUAAAUCGCCGUCCAGAAGCGUUAAGGAAACUAAGGAAUUAAAGGAAACCAAGGAUGUUAAGGAAAAUAUAACAAAAUCUCCGUCAAAGCGACCAACUUUAAAAAAAGAAGUCGAAGUUAAACUAAGAGACGUAUCAGCCAAUAUUGAGCUUCUGCGUAGUACUCGAAUUCGGCAAUCCGAUUUUUACUCUAUCUCUGAUUUUUCUUUGCCAAAAACAGAUUUUCUUAAAACAGAUCUUAAAUCGGAAGGCCUCAAUGGUAUAGAGGAAUUAGAGACUAGAGACACGCUGGAUGAUAGAAUUAUGACCAGUUUAAGGAACAGAAGGACUGUUGAAGAGACUGCCCCCCGGAGGUCUAGCAGGUUGAAGGAUGUAGGUGAUAGUAUAUCAGAUAGUAUAAGACGUAGCUUUACUAAAUCACCAAGUAAAUCUGUGAGCAAGUCAAUAAGCCAGUCCCUUUGUUCGUAUUCAGAUGAGGAAGAUGAAAUGUUGUUGAACGAAAGAAGUAAAUCACAGUCUGUGACAAGAAAGCUUGCUACUCCGUUACCAAGUUUAACAUCACAAUUUGGCAACAGAUUUGAAUUUGCUGGGAGAGCGGGAGCUACAGCUUUAUAUACAUUAAUACCACUGACAGUAUUUUACAUACUCAUGUCUUGCUCAAAGGCAUGCUCGUACAAAACGCUCAAAGAUCUACUGUUAUACAAAUCUAUGUCAAUAUGGUUUAAUGUACAAUCAACAGUAUUCAUAGUCAGUAAUUUGCUUAUACAAGCAAUUUUUCUGUCUAUACCUGUAUUUGGUACCAAAGAGGUUGAUGACAGAGGUAGAAAGUGUUAUUUCAAUGCAUUGUUCUCAAGUUUCUGUACAUUAAAUGUACUGUUUGGCCUAGAUUACUACGGCAUACUGAAAAAUGACAGUUCAUUGAACUCAUAUUUGCCAAUGGCCACUGUUUCUUACAUAUUGGCUGUAAUAUUGUCGUUGAUAAUGUUCUUGAAGAGUCGCAAAGUUGAUGACAAUGAUUUGAAUCCAUAUGGUAAUUCUGGAUAUGCAUUAUAUGAUUUCUUCAUUGGACGAGAGAUUCAGGCUGUUCUAUUGGGAGUAAAUGUUAAGCUUUGGAUAGCAAGAGUCUCUAAUAUCAGCACUCUUUUUUUCUCAGUAUUAAUCUUCAAACAUGGCAUUAUUCUUCAAGAGAAAGAAAUUAUAAAUAAUAUCUCAUUAGACGAGCUUAAAAAUGUUCUUAAUAAAGUGCAAUUUAAGCCAACAAUACUUGUGUACUCUAUGAUGCAAAUAAUUUAUGCUUUAUAUUUCAUUAUGAGAGAGAAAAAAGUUGUGGCAACAUUCUAUUGGCAUUCCGAAGGCUUAGGGUACCUACAGAUUGUUUCAAGCGCUUUAUAUCCGUUUUUCUUCACAACUAUAUCUAAAUAUGUGGCUGAUGCUGAUAUAAAAAUGACAACUAAUGCUCUGAUAGCUGCUUCCACACUCUUUCUGCUUGGUGUCAGCAUAAUGGUUAUCAGUAACACCAUAAAAUAUGAAUUCAGGAAAAAUCCACUGCAGCCUAGCCUGAUGUACUUAGAUUCGAUGCCAACAUUUCACGGCAAGAAGCUACUGGUCUCUAAUCUAUGGGGUAUUGUACGGCAUCCUAACUAUGCGGGGGACAUAUUGAUACAUGCAGCUUUGGCAAUACCAGGUAUUCUCUCCCGGCAACUGAUCGCCGCGGCACCAGCUCUGAUAACCAUAGUGGUGCUCCUACAUCGAUGCUGGCGGGACCACAACCGAUGCAGGCGCCGCUACGGGGCCGCCUGGCAGAGGUAUUGCAAGCGGGUGCCCUCUGUCAUCAUACCAAAAAUACUGUAAGCUGCAUCGCCAGUCACCGAUGUUGAAAUAUUUUGCAACACCCUUGAGGAUAUCUUAAAUAUUCGAUGUUUAAACUAUGAAUUUAUCACUAAUAUAAUAAUGAUGUUAUGUUCCACCAAUCAAUUUUAGCGGUAGCAAAAUCAAUGUUAGCGGUAGCAAAAUCAAUGUAAGCGACACUACGGGGUCGCCUGACAGGUAUAUUCAAAGCGAGCGUCGUCUGUCAUCAUACCAAAAGUAAUAUAAGCUGCACCGCGCGUCACCGAUGUUGAUAAAGUUUGGCUACAGCCUUGAGGAUAUCUUGUAUAUUCGAUGUUUAAACUAGGAAUGUAUCAAUGGUAUAGUAAUGACGUAAUUUUCCACCAAUUAAUGUUAGCGAUGGCAAAGACAACGCAGGCGACACGGGUCGCCUGACAGGUAUAUUCAAAGCGAGCGCCAUCUGUCAUCAUACUAAAAUAUUGUUAGCUGCACCGCGCGUUACCAAUGUUAGAAUAGUUAGGCUACCUUAAAUAUUCGCAGUUUAAAUUAGGAAUGUAUUAGUAGUAUAAUGAUGACGUCAUGUUCGUCCAACCGAUGCAGGCGACGCUUUAAUAGACUCAUCAUACCAAAAAUAUUGUAAGCAUCUUGGGAAAGUUGGGCUUUUGUUUUUUUUCUAUAAAUAUAUCAAUGGCAUAUUAAAGACGUUAAUGUCGGCGGGAUUACUUAAAAGUAUACUUACAAAUUGGGAUGUAUCUCUGUCCUGUGAGGUAUUUCAGUCCUUCAUCUGUGGUGUAACAAUAACGUAGUUAUCUUUUAUUGAUGUUGGUGAAACGACGGUUGAUGUGGAAUUAGUUAUGUUCUGUAUACGUAUUGCGUAUAAAGAUGAGAAGCGGUGAUAGAGUUGAGCCUUUCUUUCGGAAGGACUUGAGUCUUUAACGGUUAAGAAAAUCGUGGCCUUCAGUUUUUGAAGUCGUGUAGAGACCGAUCCGCACUUGGCCAUUUGAUGGUCUACGGCCUAAGUUUCAUUCCUUGCCGCUGUAAUGGGCCUAUAAUCGGUCGAUGAUGAUGAUUGCGUAUAAUUUUCUAUCCUUCAUUCGUUAUACCAAAUUUAUUGUAUUCACGUCACAAUUAAUAUUUAAUUAGUGGGUGGGGGCGAGCGAAACCAUUCGCUGUGUAAAUAUCUUAAAGUUUACUGGAAUAUUGCGCAAUUUUAUACAAUAAGAUAUUACUUAUUAUAAUUAUGUAGGUAUUUUCGGCGCAGAUUAAAGAAAAGGAUAGACUAAACUAAAUUCGGUUAGUGAGUAAAGAUAAAGGUAAAGAUACUUUUCGACGCGUAUAUAGUCAAAGUUUGUUUACAUUAAUUACCCCUUUUUGUUGUUUAGACCAGAGGUUCACAAACUUUUUCUUCUCGUAAAACACGUAAAAUUAACCCCCUGCUGUACAUUUGUACUAUAUUCCCAAAACCCAAUACUACUAUGCAAGUAGUUAAACAUAAUUUUUUUGAAUAAAACUGUCUAAUACACGAUGAUAAAAAAAUUGCUAAAAAUUAGAAGUUUCAAAAUAAUGAUAAGUCGCAAUACGACCAUCUUUCGCCGUUAUACAGCCUGACAAAAUUCACCAAAACUUCACCAAGAUUUUUUCCACCAAGGAAGUUUAUCUACCUACGUUAAUAGGUAAUGCCAUGACAUCAUUCUUGUAUUUUAUUACAUUACAUUAUCGUGGAUCAUCACUAACAACUUGUGAGAAUUGAAUUCAAGUUGAAUUUUUAUUGUACGCCAAUUUUAACUCCCGUCAAGCCUUAUGUAAGCCGUCAGCCUGAGGAUGUAUGAUGCACUUGGGGGGUCUAGACCACUUUGAGAAUCUCUGGUUUAAACGUUGGCAUAGGUUGUGUGUAAGCAUAAGGUAAUAUGUUUUAUAAUAGCCCCGUUCGUUCGUUCUAUCUUUGUUCUUUAGCAUGUGUCUGAAAAUGCACGACAAGAUAGAGACUCUUUGUUAUCUCUCUAUAUUGUCUCGAAACGAGCUCAUGUAGUUAAAAUUGUAACUAUACAUAUUAUAUUAUAUUAUAUUGGAUAAAAUUUAAAAUAUAUUGUUAAGGUAGGCACAUGGCACCUAGCAGAACUUUAUAUGCCAUGGAAAUUUUUAAAUACUAUAAUAAUUAACUAGAAAUUUACAUGUUCUUACUUAUUAUGGUUGUGAGACCAAAUUCACAGCAUUUAACACGCUGAUUGCCAAAUGCCCUCCCAAGACUGCCAAGGCAAGACUAGUGGACUUUGCUAUUAUUAUUACGAAGAAAAGAGGCUUCUCUUUUUGCAUUUGGCCAUAAUUUCUUAAGUGUGUACCCAACAACUAUGCAUACAUAUAUGUCUGUAGUCAGGAGUCAGUAUGGGUGUGAUUCGCUUUGGACCUUCCUAUCCUUAUAUGUAUUGAUAUGAUGAAAUAGCUCUUCUAUUUUAAAAAUAUCUACAUUUUAAAUGUACUUCUAUAUUUACAACUUUUUUUAAAAAAACGACACGUACAAUUUUAUCAGGUAGUUUUAUUUUAUAUUAAAAAUGAAUGUAUUUUUGUUAAUAAAUAAAUGUUUUUCUUACGAAAUUAUACUUAUACAAUUACUCUAUUUUGACCACUAGAAUACUUAAAAGUAAUGAAUGUUUUUAAUCUAAAUGUAUUUUUCACGAUUAGUGUCCUUGCCAUAGACUUUACCACCGGACAUUAAUUAAUUAUUAUUUAGCUCUCUAUCAAUAAAUAGAAAAUAAUUAUUAAUUUUUACGAUAUUCGUAUUUAAGGUAACUAAUAUAUUAAACAAUAGAAAUGAAGCAUAAUAAAAUCACAGAAUUAAGAAUAUACAGAAACCGAGUACACGAUUAAUAUUGAAACAAUAAAAACCAUUCUACUUUAGUAGAGUUUCUCAAACUGGCCGUUACUCCCUCCCACUUACUUCAUCCCACUUAGCAUUUGGUUUACAGUUAUUAUUUUACCCCUUAUGUUCUAUACGUUUACCAUCAUCAUUUCAACUAAUGGACGUCCACAGCUGGACAUAGGUCUUUUGUAGGGAGUUCCACAAUCCACGGUCUUGGGCCGCUUGCCUCCUGUAUGUUCUUAAUUCUAUGAAUAUAAUCAUUAUACAUUUGUCAAUAGUAUUGCAUCAAUGUAGGUAACUGGGCGGAACCGAAAUAUAUUGAAUCUGUAUUGGAAGUGACAUUAUAGUGUGUUUUCACGCUUGCUUUCUGCAUGGCGGGGAUUUGGAUGUAAUACUAUAGACGCAAUCUCUUAAAUUGUAAUUUAAUGGAAGUAGCUUUACUCAAUCGUAAUAUAAUGUUAAAAUAGUUAUUACGAAUUUAACUUACUUUACUAUUGUAUGAACUUAUUGUAGUAGUUUUUAAGAAAUGUUGGAAAGUGGAAAAGAAAGUGCCUCGAAAAGUUGACAUUUAUUUUAUAUUUUUGGCAUGAUAUACAAAGGCAUUAUUCGCUCAAAACAAUUACUAUGUUUAAUCUUUUAGAGUUUUAACUAAUUAUUGUGAGUAGUAAAUGUUUAGAAAACAGAAAUACGUAUGUAUUACAUCUUUAAGACCUUUCUCAAACGUAAAUAUAAAUAUCAUUUUGUAAAUAUA